CGGCGCGCUCCGUUCACCUCCUAUUGUUGUGUGGCCAGAGGGUCGCACUGGAUUCGGAUAUUUUAAUUUGUUUUUCUUUAUUUUUGUCCCAGCCUGUUGGUGUGGUAUAACUAUUUAUAUAUUUAGGUUGAUAUUGUUUUCUUUUUGUUGUACAUUUUGGCUCGUUGUCUGUAUUAAUUUGUUUUUUUCUCUCUCUCUCUGCUGACAGUGCUGAGGCCCGGCGGCGGUGUUGGUGUGGUGACGGUGUCUUCCUUUUUUUUUGUGUGCCGUGAUUCCUGAGUUUGGGUCUUCUCACUGCGUCUGGUGCUUUACAGGGGUUUUGUUUGCUGUGUUUGGGUGGAUCCCGUCCUAUGGUGGCCCCCUUCCGCCGAUUGGCUAAUCCGUCAACAGAGCAGCAGUGGUUUCGUGCAGAGCAUCAAAGCGGUGGGUGAGGUGUUAAGAGUUAACCUUAGGUUGUAAUUCUGCACUGUAGUAAUCACAAGAAGCAGAAUAAGCUUGUGAUAAUUAUGGAAGAAGAAAUUCAGGAACUUAAAGAGCUGGUAGCAAGCUUAAGAGCUGACAAUGAGCGGUUGCGACAAGGACAGGCUAGCUUAAGUGCUCAGCCAUCCACUUCUUCAGCAUUGCCUAAUGCCCCUCCUACACCUAGUCUCCCUGUAGCAGAGAGACUGAUUUUUGUGCCUAGAGAUAGGAAAUGUCCCAUCUUUAGAGGAAGGACAGGUAUAGGUUUGAGUGAGUGGACUGAGGAAGCAAGAUUGUGUAUGAGAGCCCGGCAUCUGUCUGUAGCUGACCAAGCGUUUUUCCUGUUUGAUCACCUGGAGGGAGAAGCUAGAAAUGAAAUAAAGUAUCGCUCUAGUGCAGAGAGAGAGGACCCUGCUAGAAUAUUUGAGAUCCUACAAGAGUUGUAUGGUUGUUCUGAGUCCUAUGUUGCUCUUCAAGAGGCCUUCUUUUCUAGAAGACAACAAGAGGGAGAGAGUCUUCAGGAGUUCUCCCUCGCAUUAAUGGGCCUUAUGGAGAGGGUAAAACAGCGUGCACCUGCUGGUAUGUUGAAUUCUGAGACACUGUUAAGAGAUCAGUUUGUUGAACAGGUGUUGGACAGUUCCCUGAGACGCGAGUUGAAGCAGCUGGUACGCACAAGGCCUGACAGUACUUUACGUGAGGUUAGGGCCGCAGCAAUCCAGUGGGAACGCGAAGGGGUACCUCAUGGUGGGAGGAACCGUAGCCAGUCGCUUCCUUCAGUUUAUGGCGUCCAGUAUGGGGUACAUGGUGGUCCUCCGGUAGCUUCUUUAACAUCAGCAACGGAGAUGAGUCAAAUAAGAGAAAUGCUAAAGUGUCAGCAAAAGCAGCUCCAGCAGCUUAGUGAGAGCAUUUCUCAGUUGCAGAAUUUCCACCGCCCUAAUCAUCCACGCACCACUGGUCCAGUAAUCUGCAGGCGGUGCAACCAGCCAGGUCAUUUCGCACGAGAGUGUGAUGGGGUGCGUGUCCCCCGUCGAACCCAAUGUCCGCCAAAUUCAGCUGCCCAGUCCCGUUCUGCUUCUGUGGCGGAAAACUAGU
This is a messenger RNA of Cyprinodon tularosa, 1551 nucleotides long. RefSeq lists its product as uncharacterized. Gene Ontology annotation, molecular function: zinc ion binding; nucleic acid binding. The record is from RefSeq and is a predicted model, not a curated record. Bases 507 to 1550 code for a protein of 347 amino acids. NCBI's taxonomy places the organism in Eukaryota, Metazoa, Chordata, Actinopteri, Cyprinodontiformes, Cyprinodontidae. The transcript has 2 exons.